This is a messenger RNA of Onthophagus taurus, 1394 nucleotides long. RefSeq names its product limbic system-associated membrane protein-like. Gene Ontology annotation, cellular component: neuron projection. Lineage: Eukaryota; Metazoa; Arthropoda; Insecta; Coleoptera; Scarabaeidae. The record is from RefSeq and is a predicted model, not a curated record.
GGAAGUACACAACUUUUCGCGUGUCGAUAUCAAAUUUAAGACGCGACAUCAAAUAUUUAUUAACAAGAUACGUCCAAAAAAUUUUUUGAAAAUGUUCACAUCGAGUGUCGUUUUCGGCGUUUAUCUCCUAAUCGCCAAUGUUACUUCUAAACAAUUAGAUUCACCAAGAUUUAGCGAGCCCCUUUUAAAUGUCACGUCAGCAGUUGGAAGGGAGGCAAUCCUUAAAUGCGACGUUGAAAACUUGGGAGUGUUUAAAGUUGCGUGGCUUCGAGUCGACACCCAAACGAUUCUCACCAUCCAAACUCAUAUCAUCACUAAGAGCGUACGCAUUGGAGUUACGCGAAGUGAACACAAAACUUGGUAUCUUCAUAUUAGGGAGGUUAAGGAGACGGAUCGGGGGUGGUAUAUGUGCCAGAUUAAUACGGAUCCGAUGAUUUACCAGAUAGCUUAUUUAGAUGUUAUUGUUCCCCCCGAUAUAAUAGAUUACCAAACGAGUAAUGAUAUCACAGUCCAAGAGGGAUCUAAUGUAACCUUAAGGUGCAUGGCGAAAGGUUCUCCAAAUCCGACGAUUCUCUGGAGGAGAGAGGAUGGUCGCCCGAUCCAUUUAGGUCAAAAUCACGAAGUGAACAGCGUGGAAGGACCGGUGUUGAAUAUCAACAAGGCGAGCCGUCAGCAAAUGGGCCCAUACUUGUGCAUCGCAUCGAAUAAGGUACCUCCUUCCGUCAGCAAGAGGAUACACCUGACGGUGCAAUUUCCCCCCGCAAUUUGGAUCCAGUAUCAGCUGAUUGGUGCCUACGACGGACAGCAGGUCUCGCUGGAGUGUCAAUCCGAAGCUUUCCCAAAGUCAAUCAGCUACUGGACAAGAGACAAAGCGGACAUUUUAGCUUUCAACGAUAAAUACGAACCGAUCAUCGAGCACACCUUUUACAAAGUUUUCAUGAAACUCGUCAUCAAGAAGUUAGAAGCUACCGAUUACGGAAUAUACAAGUGUGUUUCCAAGAACUCCCUCGGCGAAACGGACGGCACGAUAAACGUUUACAGAAUUCCAAAGCCCACAAUGUCCAAUAAGAACAUCUAUAAUAAAAGUUUGAUAAGCGGGGCUUUCAGUAAUAAUCUCUUAACCUAUCAAUUGGGAUCAUCAACCAGAGGAAAACUGUCAUCGGAAAAUUCUAAUCGAGGGCAUCAAAAUCUAAUAAAAUUAUCAAGUGUCUUUAACAUCUUAUUAUUUUAUUAUUUAAUUUAAAAUGAUAACAAAAAAAUAUUCGUCACAUUUCCUUAGUUGUAAAUAAAUGAUGUAAAAAGCGAUUGUAAUUUAAAUAGGGCUAUCUUCCGAUUUACAAACGCUAUUUUUUAUAAGCUUUUAACUGUAACAUUCAAAAUAAACAAAUAAAAAA